UGUAGUGUACGUACAUACCAAAGUACGUCUGUGCAUUCCACAAAUUUACAGAGAACUGUCUGUCAGCUGUCUUAGAUAAUAGAUUUAUCAUUUAUAUACUAUUUAUUAAGUAUUUUGGUGGGCAAUGAGUAUAUUUUAAGCAAAUAUUUUUCAAUUUAUGGGCUGAUAAUAGAAUUUCAAUGAGUUAUAUAAAAUGUUGUCCCUACUAAGCUUUAAGAACAUAAUAUCUUCCAGGUUUUCCUUUGGACUUUGUAUAAAUAGUUCGAGACUCCUUUCAGGUAAAUUUAGCGAAUUUAAAUCAAUAGACGAUAGAUAUAAAGGCUUAACAGUUGAUUCAAAUGAUAUUAUGGGCAAUAAACAUGACUUCAUCCUUAACUUGCAAGAGUCUUUAAAAAUAUGGUCAAACAAUGGUAAAAGAUGCAUAUGGUUUAAAAUUAGGAUUAAUCAUUCUGACUUUGUUCCUGUGUUAGCACAGAAAGGUUUUAAUUUUCAUCAUGCUAGAGAUGACUUCGUGAUGAUGUAUAAAUGGCUUCCAACUGACUCUAAGCCCAAUUUACCACCACCAUGUCAUACAAACCUUGGUGUUGGAGCACUGGUUUUAAAUAACAUACAGCAGUUAUUAGCAGUAUCUGAAAAGCAUUAUAAUUAUCCACAUUGGAAAUUACCUGGUGGAUAUGUUGAAAGAGGAGAAGAUAUUAAAGAUGCAGCAAUCAGAGAAGUCAAAGAGGAAACUGGUAUCAAUUGUGAUUUUGAAUCAAUAAUUACAUUCCGGCAUACACAUGACAUGAUGUAUGGCAACUCAGAUAUAUAUAUACUUUUUAUGAUGAAAGCAGUUUCAGAGAAAAUUAUUUUAUCACAAAGAGAGGUCAAGGAUUGUAAGUGGAUGGCCAUUGAUGAAUAUACAAACCACCCUCACGUUCAUAAUUUCAAUAGAUUGAUAGUAAAGGAAGCUUUAAAAUAUAGAGAAAACAACUUUAAACUAGAUUUGCAAAAGAAAACUGUUACAUGGCCAACAGCUACGCGAGAAAUGAACUUUUUAGUCGCAGUUGGUUAUGAAUCCAAGUGACUAUAACAUGUACAGUACAAUGUAUAUUUUUUUAAUAAAUUUAUUUUCUUUCA
Molecule: messenger RNA, 1119 nt
Organism: Pieris brassicae (large cabbage white)
Lineage: Eukaryota; Metazoa; Arthropoda; Insecta; Lepidoptera; Pieridae
Product: nudix hydrolase 8-like
Exons: 5
Coding region: 194-1066 (290 amino acids)
Molecular function (GO): NADH pyrophosphatase activity; ADP-ribose diphosphatase activity; NAD binding
Source: RefSeq, a predicted model, not a curated record